AUGAGGAGGACUUUUUCUCAGUUAGCAACCCGACUAUUGAAGUCGAAAGAUGAUGAGCUGAAAUCAACUCUAAAAUACUUGACCAAAGGUCCAGUGAAGUUGUUGGGGCCUUUGUUUGAAUCUUCUGAAGUUAAUGAACAAGGUUCCUUAUUGAAUCGUUCACGCACUAAAGAAAAUAAUCUUCAAAAUCACCAUAUAGAGAACAUCCUGAGAAUACUGAAUUCAAAUCUACCGGAAGUAGAGUCCAAGAAACAAAAAGUAGCUGUUCAUUACGAUGUGCUUUUCUCACAUUUGAACUCAAUAGUUACCCAGGCAACGGAUAACAAAAGUUCUUCUUCGAAGGAACUACAAGGUUCAUCGUCCGAGGAUCUAUAUGAUAGGCUGCUGCUUUUGCAGUAUGUGGGCAAGUUAACUAAUGUGCGUCAAAUAACAGAAAUUUUGCUCUCAAAAAAGUUCAACAAAUUCGAUAAAGUAUGGGAGCACAGAGCCUUGUUUGACGAAUACCAAAGAGUAGUGAUAUCCAUCCUGUUGUAUUAUAGAACGCACGAUGUGCAAAUAAGAAAAGACUACGAGCCUCGUUGGUUGUCCGAUUACAGUGAUCUACCGUUUCCUCUGCGACGUCUUUUGUGGAGAUGUCUAACUUCUAACGUAUCUGAAGAUAAUAUUCGUCAAAAUAUAAUUCAUUACAUUAAGCUUUUAGGCGCAAAUUGGAGGAAUAACGAUUUGAUUUUAAUUUAUCAAUCUUUGUAUGAAAAGUCACAUAUAUUGCCUGAUUUAACGGUCCUGAACCACAAUAAAGAUGAUGGUUUCUCUUUCACCCAAAAUCAAAUCCUGCUUGUUCGUAUUUUAAGGGCUAUUUCGAAAUGCGUUGAAGAGGAACCAAAAUUGGUCAAAAAAUGGUUAAUUGAUAUCGUAAAAUUGAGUAUACAAAGCAAAAUAAUGCUGGAGUCACCGAAGAAACCGUCCACACCAAUAAUGGACCAAUACAAAUUUAUUAGAUCCUUAGAUAUUUCUAUACGGAGUAUCCAUCGGACGUGCCAGGAUAAACUAAUCUUUGAAGAUUUACAGGUCAACCUUGGAAGUGUAUUAAAGAUGAUUAAUGAAGAAGAACACGAGUUAAAAACACACUUACCAUUGAACCUCAUAUAA
This is a messenger RNA of Saccharomyces cerevisiae S288C, 1149 nucleotides long. RefSeq names its product Smt1p (gene SMT1). Gene Ontology annotation, cellular component: mitochondrion. Lineage: Eukaryota; Fungi; Ascomycota; Saccharomycetes; Saccharomycetales; Saccharomycetaceae. The transcript has a single exon. The record is from RefSeq and is marked reviewed. The coding region runs from base 1 to 1149 and encodes 382 amino acids.